AUGGCGGUUCAAAUGACUCCAGAAGAAUUCGAUCAGGCCGAAUAUGAAAAAUUAAUGGAAGAUGUCGACAAUCGUAGUGACCUAACUGGCUACAGCGGGCUUCCAAAAUCAGUAGCACCGAUGGGCUUCCAAGAACGCGUUUCCGUCGCAGAAUCGAACUUUUACGACGAAUCCGCAACGAUAAGCAGCCAGUUUUUGAAGGGCAAGCCGCGAAUGCCCUCGGUUUCGGCGGACAAGUACCGAGACCUGAGCAUUGAAGCCGUCAUCGCCCUGCUUGACGAUCACAAUCGAGAUGUGAAAGCGAACGCGGCUGGUUAUUUGCAGCAUUUGUCGUUUGACAAGGAGGAAAACAAGAACCUGAUAAGGACUUGCGGUGGCAUUCCCAAGCUGAUUGACAUUUUGGAGGAAAGAAAUGACGAUCCAAGAAUAGUCGAAAAUACCACCGGCGCUCUGAGAAACAUUUCGUACGGAGUCGAUCAAAACAAAAUCUCGAUCAACGUCGCCGAAGGUGUUGGUGCCCUAAAUAAGGCUCUCCGUCGAGCCACCGCCAAACUGGAGGAUCAAAAGUCGGCCCAGGUCAAUCAGUGGAGUCUUGUUCAGGUCCACGCUGCCGGCGCUUUGUGGAACUUGUCAAGCCAUAAACUUCUGAAGCCGCCGAUGCUCGACCAAUCUCUUUCGACAAUUGUGACGAGUAUCCUUGUUCCCUGGGCGAGGCACAUGGCUAAUGGAUCUACUGGUCCGCCGCCGUCUAAAUAUACCGACGCGUUCACAGCUGUUUCCGGAAUCCUCCGCAAUCUCUCAUCAUACAGCCCUCCGAACGGACCGGACAGCGCUCGAGAUCGAAUGAGAAGCGUAGAAGGUCUGAUGGACAGUAUGUGUGACAUCAUCAGUGGCAUUCCGAAGUACAGUAAUGACAUUCUCGACUCCAAGUACUUUGAAAACGUCAUUUGCGCGCUGAGGAACUUGACCUAUCGAGCGGCAAAGCAAGUCAACCAGCCUGUUUGCAUCAAUCCCCAAGUUGUUGUCAAAGCAAGCUGUUUCACGACGAAACGCGUGGAAGCAACUUACAAAAAGCCCGAAAUUCCUGAAGACGACAUUCAAUCACGUGGUACGAUGCGCAUCUUCCAGCCAAGUUUCGCCGCUAAUAUCAUUCACCUGCUCAAGAAAUCGACGAAUCUGAUCACCACCGAAGCCGCCUUAGGAAUCAUCCAAAACCUGACAUCCGAUAAUUUCCGAUCCUCUUUAUACCUCAGAGCUUACAUAAGGGAUAUAAAUGGAAUUCCCGUUUUGGUUCAAUUUGUCGAAUGUACUGAUGCUACAGUGUGUCACUCGGCAAUCGUCGCGCUUAGGAACUUAUCGGAAGAUUUGGACAAUAAGAAAGUUGUAGGAAAGUACGGCAUGCAACAUAUAGCUUCCAAGAUUCCUGUCGACCCAACGUAUCUGCAGCAAGCAACGAACGCCCACCAACGAAGUUACACUUCCAAAUCCGCCGUGGCUGCGCUCUAUCUCGUCCGUCUCCUCAUCAACCUCAAUCAACCAAAUGCCGAGCUAAUGGUCUCGACAAACGCACUAAAAGCCAUUGUUAACAUUAAUAAAAACGCGCAAUUUGGCGAUCCGCUCAGAAAGGCAGCUGGUCAGGUCCUUGUCGUUGCUUGGGAAGUUUCGAGCAUGAGAAAGCAGUACAAAAAGCUGAAACUAACCGAGAAGGACUUCAAACCGACCGUCCAGGCUGGCGAGGCGACCAUGAGAAAAUCAAAGGCAACGACAAACGGCCUCUCUCCCGAAUCAGAAAAACUUAUAUCUGAUACGAAUGUAUAA
Oikopleura dioica is the source of this 1818-nucleotide messenger RNA. The record is from the annotation of a GenBank genome assembly. NCBI's taxonomy places the organism in Eukaryota, Metazoa, Chordata, Appendicularia, Copelata, Oikopleuridae.